Lingula anatina is the source of this 789-nucleotide messenger RNA. RefSeq lists its product as uncharacterized. The record is from RefSeq and is a predicted model, not a curated record. Lineage: Eukaryota; Metazoa; Brachiopoda; Lingulata; Lingulida; Lingulidae.
ACACCGUUGUUUUGGUGGGCUGUUAUAAGGUUCAUUUGACUUGGUCCAUCUGAUUUAGUAGACGUGCCAGGUUAUCAAAUAGUCAAAAUGAGUGAAGCCACUUCCUAUAGGUUUGAGGUCAAUACAGAGAAUAAGAGUUUACAGAAAGCUCUUCAGAGACAGCAGGAAAGAAUCAAGAAUGAUGAACUAAUGGCAGCACGAGAAAAGACUGUGAAAUUGGAGAGUGAGGUGAACCAGAGAGCAGACUGGGAUGAAGGUUUGGAAGCUGCCAGUGAAAGGAAAAGAAUAAAACACAGCAUAGAGAGCAUGCAGGGAGAGCUCCUUCUGGCACACAAAGCUACAAUAAGUGUGAGAAGAGAGGCAUUAAAACAACAACUGAAAAAAGACUAUGAACAAUAUCAACAUGAACUGAAUAUGAUGGGUAAAACAUUCUAUGUGCAAAGAAUUUAGUGAAUUCUUAUGUUUGGGAAGAAACUAUCAAAAUUGGAAAACUUUUAUCUAUAAUGAAAAACAAAGUAUAAAAAAUGUGAAAAAGAGGAUAGGAGAACAUCAGGCCACUCAAGGAUAAAGCUGUGUGGAUUUAUGCAGUAUUCAACUGGAUUUCCUGACGAUAAAAUACUUUUGGAAAAUCUAAGAACUAUCAUACUUCAUUUCUGCAUCAGGCUAUACAUUUUAUGUAAAUAGUUUUCUUCAUUUUUCUAAAUGUCAUUAAAUUAAAAAAAUGUAAUUAAAUGAAACCAUAGCAAGCCAUUUGUUGUCAGUGGUGAAUAAGUUUUAAAAUAAACUGAU